This is a messenger RNA of Galeopterus variegatus (Sunda flying lemur), 2126 nucleotides long. RefSeq names its product ALG12, alpha-1,6-mannosyltransferase (gene ALG12). Bases 293 to 1843 code for a protein of 516 amino acids. The transcript has 10 exons. Lineage: Eukaryota; Metazoa; Chordata; Mammalia; Dermoptera; Cynocephalidae. Gene Ontology annotation, biological process: protein N-linked glycosylation. Gene Ontology annotation, cellular component: endoplasmic reticulum membrane. The record is from RefSeq and is a predicted model, not a curated record. Gene Ontology annotation, molecular function: alpha-1,6-mannosyltransferase activity.
UGGUUUCUCAAGGAAGCUCCGUGCCGUAGGUCCCCCAAAUCAUCCAGUUAGCAUUUGGGUCACUACUGCAGGAACCCCUCAAGGACACACAUUCAGGCUCAUGACCAAUGUGGUGGCUCCUCCAGACUCCCAGGUGGAAGUUCAGAGCACAGACAGAUUCGAAGCUUCUCCAGGGCAGGGCCAGGCCAGCUGCACGAAGGGUUAGACUCAGGGAUCUGAACAACAGUCUUUCUAACCAGCCAUGGCAUGCUGAUGGUGGUGGUUCCGUGAAGGGGCACGAGUUGAAAGCCCGAUGGCUGGCAAGAGGUCCUCCAGCAGGCGGCCCCUGCUGCUGGGGCUGCUGGUGACGGUGGCUGCUGUCCACCUCAUCACCUGUCCCUACACCAAAGUGGAGGAGAGCUUCAACCUGCAGGCAGCCCACGACCUGCUCUACCACGGACUGGAUGUGGACAAGUAUGACCACCACGAGUUCCCUGGUGUCGUCCCCAGGACGUUCCUCGGGCCGGUGCUGCUUGCGGCCUUCUCCAGCCCCGCAGUUUACGUGCUUUCACUGUUAGAAAUAUCCAAGUUUUAUUCUCAGCUAAUAGUCAGAGGAGUCCUUGGACUUGGGGUGAUUUCUGGACUCUGGACGUUACAGACAGAAGUGAGACGGCAGUUCGGGUCCUCAGUGGCCGCCAUGUUCUGCUGGCUGACGGCCACGCAGUUCCACCUGAUGUUCUACUGCACCAGGACACUGCCCAACGUGCUGGCCCUGCCUGUGGUCCUGCUGGCCGUCGCGGCUUGGCUGCAGCACCGGUGGGCUGGCUUCGUCUGGCUUUCAGCAUUCGCCAUCAUCGUCUUCAGGGCCGAGCUGUGCCUGUUCCUGGGCCUCCUGCUGCUGCCACCUCUCUCCAGCAGGAAGCUGCCUGUGCUCAGACUCCUGCAGCACGCCGUCCCGGCUGGGACCCUCUGUCUGGGACUGACGGUUGCUGUGGACUCCUAUUUUUGGCGAUACCUCGUGUGGCCAGAAGGAAAGGUGCUUUGGUACAACACCGUCCUGAACAAAAGUUCCAACUGGGGAACCUCCCCACUCCUGUGGUAUUUCUACUCGGCCCUGCCCCGCGGCCUGGGGUGCAGCCUCCUCUUUGUCCCCCUGGGCGUGGUGGACAGAAGGGCCCGCGCGCUGAUCCUGCCACCCCUGGGUUUCAUAGCCCUGUACUCCCUCCUGCCGCACAAGGAGCUGCGGUUCGUCAUCUACACCUUCCCGGUGCUCAACGUCGUGGCCGCCAGAGGCUGCACCCACGUGCUGAAUAAUUAUAAAAAGUCUUGGCUGUAUAAAGUGGGGUCCCUGCUUGUAAUAGGACACCUCGUGGCAAAUGCUGUCUACACAGCCACGUCCCUCUAUGUGUCCCAUUUCAACUACCCUGGCGGCAUCGCGAUGCAGAGGCUGCACAAGCUGGUGCCUCCCCGGACAGGUGGGUGCGGGUGUUGCCGGCCAGCCGCGGCUGCCUGCGGUGCUGGCACUGGUUCUGACCACGCAGGUGUCGUUCUCCCAGAUGUCCUCCUGCACAUCGACGUGGCCGCCGCCCAGACAGGUGUGUCUCGGUUCUUACAAGUCAACAGUGCCUGGAGGUACGACAAGAGGGAAGACGUGCAGCCCGGGGCAGCGGGCAUGCUGGCCUACACACACCUGCUCAUGGAGGCGGCCCCCGGACACCUGGUCCUCUACAGGGACACCCACCGGGUCCUGGCCAGCAUUGCGGGCACCACAGGUGUAAGCCUGAACCUGACCAAACUGCCUCCCUUUGACAUCAACCUGCAGACAAGGUUGGUGCUACUGGAGAGACUUCCCAGGCCGUCCUGAGAGCCAGGAAGAGCCAGUCCAGCCCUUCAGCAGCCACAGUCCCUCCAAGAACAUCAAGCUCUGUCAGUUCGGGCACAAUUAAGACAAUACGUAGAAACAAAUGAAAGAACCAUGAACAUGUCCCUGUACGCCCAAUGCAGCAGGGCCAGGCCUCCAUCCACAGCCAUACCUGGAGCAUGUGCUCUAGAGAAUGAGGGGCCUGGGUCUUGCUGGUGCCCUGGGAGCCACUGCCAAGGGUGAUGGUGGCCUGCUCAGAACUUCUGCAUGUUGUCAGGUGGGCAGC